GUUGGGCUCUGACUUUCGUAGUCACAUAUCUGUCUUUAGAUGUAUAUUUCUGACAUACAUCUGGAGGCCUGAUUCUGCAUAUCUGACAUACAUCUCAACUGAGCAGCUGUUGGAGACAGAGAUAAUCUAGAUAAUGGAUUUGCUGCUGUGUUUGACAUCAAUGCUGCUCCAGGUCAAGUUUUUGCCUGUAGAGUCUGUUUUUCAACAGGUACAAAUAAAAUGUGAUGUUCAGAACAACAUAACAACGGCAGCAUGUCUCGACCCAGAUUUCUGCACAUGGAAGAUUGACUUGAUGACAUGUGAUACUUUACAGAUGCACUGCAUUAGAAAUGAUGUCCUACAGACUGUGAGCUUCUGUAACUCAAGUAAAGAAUGUGGAUUCGAUGGCUUUCCUGAUCAAGUACUUGGUCAUCUAGAAUGCGAAAUCACAAAAGAAAAUGAAAUGGAUGAAAUUGAUUGCAGUGUUGAUGUGAAAUGUGAACAUGAAAUGCACAUCUGCGCUACACCGAAAUCUUGUAGAUGGGCUCCCAAUCAGCUUUUUAAGGACGUUGGUAGUUCACGGUGUGUUCUUAAACAUGAUGUGAGCAGAUGCAUCAGAGCAAAUCCUAAAUGGAACCUGACAGAACACCUGAACUGCACAAUGAUGUAUGAAGGCACAGUGGACAACAUUCAUGGUGAUACAUCUGUUAAUUUGUGCAGUAAAACAGAGGCAUUAGGAGGAGGACUUAUCACAAGCAUUGCAUUUAAUGUAAUAUUUAUUAUUGUGGUAGUGAUUUUAGCAGUUCUGUUGAUAAGCACUUGCAAAAAAUUAAACACUUACAGACGAGCUAAUGAAGAGCACUCACAGACAGGGAAUCAAGGGAAUCAUGAACCAAUUCCUCUGGAGGAUCAAGAGAGCAAUGGCAAUGCCAGCCCUCAAACUCCAUCACAAGAAGCAGCAACAGCAUCACAAGACGGAGCUGCACAAGACGCAGCAUCACAAGAUGAAGCGCCAGAUGUCUGACUGACCGAAGAUGAAGAAAAAUCCCAUUAAUCAAAAGCAAAGAUUAAUCACCCUUUUCACUCUCUGUGAUCUCCAGCAAAAAUCACCAAAUACCAACAAAUGCCUACGUUUCCGUUUUUUCCUUCUGUUGGUGUUUUCAGCUGCCCUCUCACCUUUUAAACCUGGUCCUUUCUGUUUCUAACUGUGUACUCAGGCUCCCGCACAGAUAGACGCCAAGAGGGGCUUGAGCUUGCAUUCUUGAAAAUCUUAAGAUAUGUCUGCUAUAUGACAGUCAUUAUUAAUCUUGACUAAUGCAGAUAGAAACCAGCUGUACAGGACUGUGGGUGGGAGCAGGACAAAGUGCAGACUUUCUGCAGGAUCAGGGUGAAAUUAUGUGGAAGCAGGACUAAAAGAUCUGUCCGCAGAGCUCUACCCUCUUGGUCAGUCUGUAUAAUAACUGUAUUUUAUAUGGACAUUUUGCAUAAUCGGCUCAGCUGAAGGUGACCUUCCCUGGGAAUAGAGCUUGUGGGUCAGCUCAGGUGCUUCAUUGUUUUUGGGCACCUCCUCUGGUGCAUAACUGUCCACAUGUGGAGAUUUCACCCCAGUAACUCUGACCUGUCACACAUGCAUGCAUGCAUGCAUCACCCCAGUGAGCCCAAUGAUAAUGCACCAAUAGCAGCACCACAUUUCAUAAUAUAGGUACCUUGAACAACAACAAAAUGAGGUUGGCAAGAACAGAGUUCUUAAAAAACAGGCAUUUAUGCUGUGUUGUGUUAAACACAAUUAUAACUCAUCAGUUUGUAGCAGUUAAUGUAGUGGGAAAUGUUGAAGCUUUAUAUGCUGGAGGUUAAGGUUCAAAUCUCAAUUUUUGGCUGCCUUGUAAAACUCUUAAUGCUACAUUUGUUGUCCUCUGAAGCAGAUUUACUUAUUAUUUCUGGCGUAUUAUAUUUUAUCUAUGUCUUAUUUACGUAUGUCACAAUAAUCACAUGCUUUCUUGACAAGUAAUAACUCAUUCUUUUCACUUCAAGUCUUAACAAAAAACAUGAUACAAAUAUUUGAUAUAAUAUAAAUUUAAAAUACGAAUAUGCAAUCCAAUAAAAGUGAAAAAAUGGAUUUAAUGAAUUAAAUAUUUAGAGCUGACAAAUGAGGAUAAUAAUAUUGCAUGAAUGCUAAUUUGAAGCACAUCUAUUUAUAUAUUUAACCAUCCAUCUGUCCAACCAUCUGAGCCUUGUAUGGACACUUUCAGAUUGUUUAAUUUUACGUUUCAACCCACCACAGGCUGACAUAGAGAGAGCUGCACUUCCAGGUAUUAACC
Molecule: messenger RNA, 2297 nt
Organism: Colossoma macropomum (tambaqui)
Lineage: Eukaryota; Metazoa; Chordata; Actinopteri; Characiformes; Serrasalmidae
Exons: 11
Coding region: 134-1003 (289 amino acids)
Source: RefSeq, a predicted model, not a curated record